This is a messenger RNA of Nematocida parisii ERTm1, 510 nucleotides long. RefSeq lists its product as uncharacterized. Bases 1 to 471 code for a protein of 156 amino acids. NCBI's taxonomy places the organism in Eukaryota, Fungi, Microsporidia. The transcript has a single exon. The record is from RefSeq and is a predicted model, not a curated record.
AUGGAAGAAAUUAAAGUAGAUAGACCAUUAAAUCCCAUUAAAGACAUUCUUAUAUUUGAAAAACAGUUAAAUAACAAAUAUAUACAUGAAACAAAAAGAAGGUUUAUAUACUUUGUUGUAUUAAUGAUUAUGGUGUGUUCAUAUGUUUUAUAUAUUAAUAGGAAGAUGUACAAUAUCUUAUGGGAUGUAUAUAGCAGGGACUCAAUCUAUUUGACAGGACUUGUAUUUAAAAUAUACUUGAAAACAAUUGGGGUAAUUAUGCUACAAGGAUAUGUAUUUAUACGAUUGCUUAGAAGAUCAUCAACGGUGACAAAUUCACUGACUGAGCAGUUAAAACUGCUAAACAUAUUUUUUAACAACCAAAAACUGAGUUUAUGCGAGAUAAAGACGCCAAGAAACAUAAAAAUAGCAAUUAACACGUUUAGAGAUGAAGAGCAGAAGAAAAAGGCACAGUGGAUGAAGAAGGAGUGAACUUUUUUUUACUGGAGUAUUUUCUGCAUUGGGCAAGUA